This is a messenger RNA of Nymphalis io (European peacock), 1737 nucleotides long. Its product is annotated as protein I'm not dead yet-like. The transcript has 15 exons. Gene Ontology annotation, molecular function: succinate transmembrane transporter activity; citrate transmembrane transporter activity. Lineage: Eukaryota; Metazoa; Arthropoda; Insecta; Lepidoptera; Nymphalidae. The record is from RefSeq and is a predicted model, not a curated record. The coding region runs from base 1 to 1737 and encodes 578 amino acids. Gene Ontology annotation, biological process: citrate transport; monoatomic anion transmembrane transport.
AUGACCUCGAAAGGUGAACCACGUAAGCCUAUAAAGGGAUUAGGUCCAAGGUUAAAGAAUAUUGGCGUAGUGCAUUUUAGAGGAAUUUUUGGCUGUCUUAUACCCAUUAUCCUCAUGGCUUGGCAACCAGAAAAAGGGAAGCAUGACAUUACAGUUAGAUGUCUCUGGAUUUGGAUGUUUUGGUUCUUCUUGCUACAGCCGGUUAAUAUACCGGUCACUGGUUUUAUACCGAUGUUUCUGCUACCAAUGGCUGGAGUUAUGUCUACAGUGGACACUUGCAAGUGUUAUUUUAAUGAUAAUAUAGGUUUACAUAUACUAGCUGGUAUGCUGCAGUUAUUGGUAAACGGAUGUGGUCUCGAUCGACGUAUAAUUUUAUCGUUACUUUGUUCUGGUGAUGCUUGUCAGUUUUCCGGGAAAAGGAUGGUAUUGAAAGCUAGCACAGCUGCCUUUUUUCUCUCAAUAAUAUCAAAUAGAUUAAUCGUGACGUCGACAAUAAUACAGUUUUUAACACCGGCAUAUUUAAACUUACAGAGCGCCACAGCUAAGUAUAGAAACACGGAACCAGAUUACGAUGUUAUGCGGUAUAUUGUUUUAAACUCAGUACAAACAGCAUCAGCUAUUGGCAGUACAGCCAUUUUGCACGCGGCCUUAACAACUAUAACUAUGCGAGCUAUUUGGUCCACGCAUCCUGGUAAUAACGCCGAAUACCCAGAUAUUUUUAAUUAUUUGCAAUACACUUGUUUUGCAUUUCCUGUGGCUUUCACUAUGUUUAUUUUCAAUUUCUUAUAUUAUAUGUUACUCAUUAAUCGGGUAGUCGUAAAACCAAUGAGUGGAAAUAGUAUGACCGAAAUGAGAAACUUGUUAUUAAAUCAUAAAAAUGCUUUGCCUCCACAGCAGGGGUAUGAAAAGAUAUGUUUGUUCUUCUAUAUGGCUUUCUUGGCCAUGUGUUUCUUUCGAUGGAGUGAUUGGUUAAAUAUGGGCUGGUCUUCAUUUAGGACUGUGAUACCCGAAGUACCACUAAUAAAGGACGCCACGGUUGCUGCUAUUUUCGUUGUUGGUCUACAUGUUCUGCCCAGAUCUAUUACGUUUUGGAAAUAUUUGACCGCUAAAAAUAGAACAGAACUUGGUGUUCUUAAGCCGGAGUCUGCGAUUUUGUGGUGGCGUUUUGUGGAUAAAAAUACCAUUUACGGUUAUAUUAUACUGAUUGGUGGUGGGAUAGCAUUGAAUUCUGCUAUUCGCGUCAGUUCUCUCAAUAAUUUAGUGACAUCAGAUUACGGACAUUGUAUCACGAAACUGUCUUGGAAUACUUCAAUUUUCAUAGUAUGCUUAAUAUCAAUUCUACUUGCGAACAUAAUGUCUGGAGUUGCAGCAUGUUGCAUCUUUCUACCGUUUGUGCUAAACAUGGCUCUAGAAGCUGCAGGUGAUCAUUGGCCUAAGAAUGUAUAUUUGGGCGCAGUGGCUGUAGGUAUCGGUACUUCGAUGGGUUUCACAUCUCCAUUUCUUUAUACUCCUGCGUAUUUCUGCCAUUAUACAGGAAAAGUUCCGAUAAAACGAAUGAUAAAAUAUUCAAUUGGGAGCGCAGUAAUAUGCUGUAUAAUAUUAUGGUUGGCGUUGUGCUUUUGGGGUCCGCUUAUAUGGGACCCUAAGAAUGAGGGCAUAACAACUUAUACUUUUGGCCCUGGAGGAGAGGAGACGACGACUACAGCACCUCCUCCAGAGGCACCAGAAGGUGAUUAA